ACACACACACACACACACACACACACACACAGAGAGACUACAUAAACGCGCCCAGUGAUUAAGGGACGCUACUCGGCGGCACAGGGGCGGCCAGACAAGACAAUUCCAAGGCGUGGUCACGAAAGAGGGAAUAAGAAGAACGAAAGGAGAAGAGGAAGAAAACCACAACACAGACAGACAGACAGACAGACAGACAGACAGACAGACAGACAGAGAGAAUGCCGUCUAUUCCUAUAAUUGACUUGGGAGAGUUAGGCCUCCCAGCGCAGCCCAGCGAGGAGGAGUGGCAGAGAGUCGCGAGGGAGAUAAAGAGCGCCUUUCAAGACAUUGGGUUUGUGUAUCUGUCCAACCAUGGCAUUCCGCAGGGCGAGAUUGACGAGGUGUUUGGCGUGGCGGAGGACUUCUUCACCCUUGAGGACUCCACCAAGAGACGGUACCUUCGCGGGGUGCAGACCAUCCAAGGGUACACAGCGCCCAACCAGGAGAGACUGACAGAGGUGAGCAACAUACAAGAGCUGAGGGAGAGUUUUGACAUCCACACACCAGAUGGCACCUUCCCAGACCAGGAGCUUGCCAGCCUCCGCCCCGCCACCAGGACCUUGUUUGAGAAAUGCAGCACCCUCUCCUCCAGGCUUCUCACCGCCAUGGCCAUUGCUCUGGGAUUAGAAAGAUCGUACUUCGUCAAGAGACACAAGGGACUGGCUGGGCUCAAAAACUCCUCCAGCAUGCGCCUUCUGUACUACCCCGCCCUCCCCGCUGACGAAGGCGCUGACGAAGGGGUGACACGCUGCGGCGCCCACACUGACUAUGGCACAGUGACCCUUCUGUUCCAGGACACCAGGGGAGGCCUGGAGGUGAAGGAGCGUGGCGGAUCGUGGGUGAGCGCCCUGCCCAUCCCUGGCACAAUACUGGUCAAUGCUGGGGACAUACUGCAGUUCUGGACCGGGGACACCUUCAGGGCCACGGAGCACCGCGUCCUUCUCACCAGUUCGAGGAGUAAGGCGCGCCAGUCCGUCGUGUUCUUCGUGCAUCCUGACGGGGACGUGGUGGUGGAGCCCCUGGAUGGUUCUGGCAAGUACACGCCCGUCCAGGCCAAACAGCACGCCAUUAGAAGGUUCUCGGAGACGUAUACGAUCUAAUGCCAUGGACCUUUUUGAAUUUAGGGAAGUAUGCCUUAAAAUAUCUUCGUUUUCUACGUUAUUAUUAUUUUUUAUUUAUAUUGGUUGGAAAUGUUUAUAAAAGUAUUUCAUGGAAUAUUUUGGGUUUUUUCAUAAUUGUGUUGGUUGGAAAUGUUUAAAAAAAAGUUGAAUUUCAUGGAAUAGUUUGGAUUUUGAGACGUUUGCCUUAAAAUAUCUCCGUUUUCUACGUUAUAUUUUUAUUUUCUUCAUUAUUUUGUUGGUUGAAAAUGUUUAUAAAGUCAAAUUUCAUGGACCUUUUUUGGAUGUAGAAAGUGUGCCUUGAAAUAUUUCCGUUUUCUAUGUUUUUAUUUAUUUAUUUAUUUUUUCUUAGUAAAUUGAUGUUUGUGAAUCUCUCGUUUUCAUUGUUAUUGUUAUUUUAGGCGAAAUUAAUGAGGGUUUAAAGGGUGUUUUUGAAGGUUCUGAAACUUUAAAAUCAACAGGCUUGUAUACCAGUCGUUCGGUCUUAAAACAUAUCUUCACUAUUUAUUCAAGCGGUUCACAUGUAUCAAUAUGCGGCUGAAAUUACCAGCUGCUAGAAUUUUCAGCUGGAUUUUUGGUGCUUAGCGGGUGAAAAAACCAGCCGCAGAACAAAAUAGACAUUGAUUUUGUUUA
Messenger RNA from Portunus trituberculatus (swimming crab), 1790 nucleotides. Its product is annotated as UPF0676 protein C1494.01-like. Lineage: Eukaryota; Metazoa; Arthropoda; Malacostraca; Decapoda; Portunidae. The transcript has 8 exons. Bases 219 to 1139 code for a protein of 306 amino acids. Gene Ontology annotation, molecular function: dioxygenase activity. The record is from RefSeq and is a predicted model, not a curated record.